Molecule: messenger RNA, 582 nt
Organism: Thlaspi arvense
Lineage: Eukaryota; Viridiplantae; Streptophyta; Magnoliopsida; Brassicales; Brassicaceae
Source: the annotation of a GenBank genome assembly
AUGGCUAGUGAACGCCACAAGCCCAACGUGAUCACUUACAGUACUUUAAUACAUGGACUCUGUAAAGAAGGCAGACUUCGAGAAGCUUUAGAGAUUUUCGAUAGAAUGAAGCUUCAGGGAUUGAAACCGGAUGCAGGAUUAUACUGGAAAAUCAUAAGUGGCUUUUGUAAUGUUCAAAAGUUCCAGGAAGCAGCAAAUUUCCUUGAUGAGAUGGUUCUUGAGGGUAUCUCACCGAAUCGUCUAACAUGGAGCCUUCAUAUUAGAAUUCAUAAUACCGUAAUCCAAGGCCUCUUAACAGAAAGUGAUCCAAACCGAGCUUUUCAAUUAUAUUUAAGCAUGCGCACUAGGAGACUUUCUGUUGAGGCUAAAACUUAUAAUUAUCUGAUUACUUAUUUCUCUAAGAAAGGUGAUCUGCAUAAAGCUGCUCGUAUCACUGACGAGAUGGUGUUUGAUGGAUGUAUCCCUGAUGAGGAAAUAUGGACUGCCUUGGUUAGUGGAUUUUGGGAUCGAAGAAAGGUGCGUGAAGCUGCUGAGUUUGUACACGUUGAACUAAUGGGAAAAUCUGUUGAGGCUGGAAUGUAG